AUGGGAAAUCGCUUGCACCGAUCAGCUGUUCCCUCGGAUCGCGGUGGGAAUAAUAACUGGACAACACCAAGAAUAGCCGUCGGAAAAAAUCAGCCACUGAAACGCGGCGCUGUCCGUUGGCGCAGCUCGCAGCCAAUUUACGAGUCCCAUUUAAAACAAAAAAGAGAUGAGUUUUGGGAUACCGCACCGGCAUUUGAAGGGCGCCAAGAGAUUUGGGAUGCUCUUCGGUCCGCAGCUGAGGCCUCUGAACGCGGCGAUCAUGAGCUUGCACAGGCCAUAAUUGACAGCGCCAGCAUAAUUUUGCCAACAGGAACCUUGUCUGAGUGCUACGACGAACUGGGCAAUCGCUACCAACUCCCCGUCUUCGUGCUCUCUCGUCCAACCAACCUCGAGCCGGAUCCCUCCGGUGCUGCAAGCCCUGGUGAUCCAGCCGCUUCCCCCUCAGAAACCACCGCCGCCAUCACCCACGCAGACAGCGCCAAUAACCCUUUGUCACCCAGCGGCGACAGUGACGAGGAAAACGAGGGGGUCACUGUAGUCAGCCUCCACACUCCGCAUUCCCCUCCUGUCACUUCCACAGUCCCUCGAUUGAGCCCCACUCACGGACCAUUCCAUACCUUCAGCCGCCUCUUCCGUCGUCGACGAAGGGUCCACACUCUGAGCAGAAUUGUCCGCCGGAAACGCGGUGCUGGACGCAACCCGCACGGUUCCGAUUCGGCCAUGCUCGCCACGGGCAUGCCGACAGCGCCCUUCGAUCUGCGCGUGCGACUCUCCACUGGUGAUGAGCACACCCUCCCGGUGUCAGGCAGCCAGUCGGUGCUCGAGGUGAAGCGGCAGCUUGCCACGCUGAUUGGCUGGCCGCCCGAUCGGCAGCGAUGGUACUGCGCGGGCGUGGCGCUGCGCGACGGACUCCGCAUCGCCGACUGUCCGUCGGGAAUCGCGCCGCCGUUGAGUUUUGUUGUACAGGUCGUCGUGCAUUCGCCCUUUGAGCCCGAAUCUAGCUGGGCGCAGCAUCACCGACUGCGGAAAUUUUUGCAAAAAACGCAGAAGUUCCACACAUUGUGCUUGUUCUUAUCAGCCGUCGCCAUCAUUCUUUUGCUGUUCCAACUUGUCAUGUUCCUAAUUGCCAAGUAUGGCUCUUCGGAGGAUGAACUUCACGUGGCGCAAGCUGUUCUAGAUUCAAAACUAUUCCAAAGGCCUGUCAUUGAAAAGGUCGUGGAGCACUCCUCCAAUUUGUUGAAUUCCAGUGUUUCAUUAAAAGUAUUUAUGCCUUCGAAACACUUAUGUGGAUUUCCAGUUUCCAAAAUUUCUGAAGGACUUCAAGGGAAACCCGGUGUGAUUGGUACUUUAGUCCUUUUAAAAGGAGGUGUUGCACCGUCAUGGGUUACUUCCAAGUCCACUAUUCUUCCCGGAAAUGCUACCAAAGUACCAUCACUUAGCUUUGACGUCUACGCCUCAGUGUUUUGCGCGAAGAAGUUACUAAGUCAGUUGCCGAAUCCACAUCUCCUUAGAUAUAUCACAUUCCUUGAGAGGGCUGUCGCGGUACCACUCAGUCUCCCCGAGAAGGCCGACAUCAAUCGAGUCGAGUUUUGUUCGAAGCAUCUGGCGUCUGUCAAUCCCAGAUCGUCUACUUCGGCCGCCCACGCGCUCAUUCGUGCCUUCGCUGUCGGCAGCCAACUGGCCGAGGUGUAUCGUCUACAGCCACUGGCACCGGACACCCUCCCCCUUCACGUGACCACCCUCCCCUCACUGCAUUCCCGCCUCGAAGGCCUAGCUGUUCUCACAGCCGUCCUCACCUCAUUGGCUGGCACUGAUGAGGCUUUGUUUCAAGCUUACUUGGAGGCUCUGAAGUUGCCCAAGAACGACAGUGCUAUUCCGCUCAACAACGAAACCCUGAACCGCCCUCAGACGACGUAUCGUUCCUCGAGCCAGUUUUCCUGUGACUGCCCUCGUCUCUACCUCGUACACUCCAUCGCCGAGCGUCAACGCGCGAUUUUGAUGGCUUCGCUUCGCCAGGAGGCCACCCGCAUCCAGGCGGAUUUGGUCCGCACCGCCGCCGCCUCCUCCUCCGCCUCCUCUUUUUUGGCCUCGCUGUCUCCCAGCAACUUCUCGCACUCUGACUGGCCACAUCAAGCGCUUGCCGCGGUGACCGGUGCCCUCUGCAACCACUCCCUCCCCCUCGCCGCCUUCCCCAACCCCACUGGCCCCGCCCCAACCAUUUCCAUUUGCAGCGUCGGGAACGCGAGCAGUCGGAGUGACUGCAUUUCGGAGGAUAUUGUCCAGCGCCUCUGGGAGGUAACUGCGUAUGCGGACAAGGCAAUGUGGACCUCACCAGCACAGCAGCAAUUCUCCAAGCUGUCGUCGUAUCCGUUUCUGCGAAUCAUUGAGAAGCAAGUGGCCGGGGUGAAGACACGUCCAAAUGCCACCCCUGAAUCUCCGUGGCUCCACGUCUACAGCGGUCAGCCAGACUCGAUCGCGUUGAUGCUCCGCGCUCUCAACCUCACCUAUUCAUCGACGCACCGCACUGCGGGCCGUUUUGUCGUCGAGGUGUACGCUGGCGAUCCUCCGAAUCUGCGAUUUCUCGUUGACGACAACGACAUCACUCCGGAGCUAGGCUUCUGCGGUGGUUCAGGCGGCGUCUGUUCUGCCGAUCGAUUCACCGCGUACCUCGCCAGUCAGGGCUUCUGGCGAUUCGCGUCGUCGCGCAAACCGCAUAACUCCUCCGAGACGCCUGGCCAGGCGAGGAGUGAAAUGGAGCAAGAAGAAGAGUCGCAGGAGCCACAGAAUGAUCGCAAUAAUUCCGCCAUUGCUGAUGCCCCACCGCGUAGACUGACGCAGUUUCGUUUUAGCCAGGCGCUGAUCGCGCCGCCGCAGCGUCCACGCAGGGUCAAUUCCGUGGACUACGAGGACCCCAGCGCGUUGUUCCACGUUCUGGUUCCGGCUUUGAGGAAAGCGCAGAUCUUUUUCUCGGAAAACGAACUGCGUGAGAAGUGUCUCCGUCUGCGGAUUGGCGUGAUUGAGAGGCGUGACCUCAUGAAAGUCAUCCGUCAGAUCUUCGAGUAUCCGGAAGACCGACCCCGGAUGUACAGCAACAUCUCGCGAUCACCGUGUCAGAAGGUCACUCCGCACACUGCGGAGGAGAUUAUGCGCGCGAGGCGGCAACGCAAGGCUGCGCUUCUGAGCAAGUCGGCCCUGGUGAUUGAGGCCAUGUUGGUUCGGAACACCCAGCGUCAGGUCUUCGGCACACUGGGAAAACUGCACAUGUACAUGGACCGGGAGAGGAUAGACGAAUCCAUGGACGCCUUCGACUUGAUGCAGCUCCAGCGUGUUGGACGACCUCACGUCUUCCAGCACUCGCGCGCCCGGUUCGUGUGCAUUUUCUGCAACGUCGAAUGCGCCACAAUUGCCGCUUUGCAGGCCCACCUGAUAUCGCAGAAGCACCACUUCCUGAAUCUACCGGAGAUCUGGAGUCUGGCGAUCGAUAAGAUACGCCAGUAUGAGAUCACGAUCGCCAUCAACCGUGGCACACUCAAGUCUACCGAGUCGUCGCCGUACGUGACGACGUAUCCCACGCAGGAGCCUGCUGUGGACGAUGCCAACGACGAGGUGGCUUGGUUGUCUGCCAACAACGCGGAAUCCGGCUCAACGGAGGGUGAGAAGGUGAAUAACAGCCUGGAACCCGUUAUCGCGCACUACACAACCUGCCUGUUUUGCGGAAAAAAAAUCGAUUCUGCUGAAAUUCGCGAAGGUCAUUCUUGCACCAAUCAGCUAGACGAGUUCAUAGAGGUGGAGAUUGACCACUUCAACACCCACGGUAGCCCGCUGGUGUGCCUUCUCUGCGAUUGUCGCGUCUUCGAUUCCCCAGAGGCGCUGAUGGUGCACGCGGUGGGUCAGCACUGCGUCAGACCUGACCCCCAGACCUGCCCACUCUGCGAUUCAAGACUGGCCUCAACUGACACCGAUUGUCACCGCAUUGAUGAAAACAUCCAGCAGCACGUGCUGGAUCGACACUUGUGUCAAAUCCAUCUGCCGCACCUCGAGGUGAUUGGUCGUCUCUUUCACUCCUUCGGUGAAGUAAUCGCCCCUAAGGAGAUGCUCACCGCGUCGACGGCUUCCAUGAACUCGCUCAUAAGGUCGUACAGGUCAUUGCUGCACAGGUGCUGCUUCGAGGCGGGACAGCCGGCCGGCAGUGGACCCCCCUACCCCUUCGAACACUGGCGACCCCAACGAAGUCGCGCCACCACGAAGAACUUCACCGCCCUGUCAACCUCCGACAAGCUGAAGUACCAGCGGCCACAGCGUCUGCGCGCACGCCGGGCCUGUCUCUACGACCCGCGCAAAAUCUACACCAGUCUCUACGCCUCCUGGCUGCGGCGGUGUGCCACAAUCCGGUGGAGCAUUUUCUCCCACCUCGGCCGUCCAGCGACUCUGUGGUGUCCCUACACCGCCGAAACCAUGCCACAGAUGAUCGCUCACGUGGUCGGCGUCCAUGGAGGCAACUACCUGCUUCAGCCCGGGCUGCGCGCUGCGUUGCAGCGGCACCUGGACAAGACGAAGCGCCGAGAAGGCGGCGCGUUGGGCGAGAGCGUGGUCGAUGACUUCGGACGUCCGAGCAACUUUGUCUCCGACGAGGCGUUGGCCCAGCAGAGGCGAUCGGUUGCCCCGGUCUUCAAAAACACCCUGGACGUUUCUGUGGGCUGCCAGCUGCCUGGUGUGAAUCCGAUCGGAUUUGACAAAAAACGGCCCAAGUUUCGGCUAAGCCUAGCCGAGGAUCUGGAAGUAGCAGCGGUUCAUCAGGGGGUCCUAGACAAGGUGAAGCGAACAUUCGGGAAACUUGACCCACUCGUGCCGUGUUGUCGGAUAAACAAACAGUGCGCCUCCGACGAGACCAGUGAAGAUAUUACUGAAACCUUUUCUUCACGUGUCACGGUCUCCAAACCCUCCAUUUUCAGAGGUGUGGUCACGAAAACAUCUCAGGACAGCUUGGAAACCGUGAACCUGGAUGAUAAGCAGGUGAGGAAAACACUGUAUUCGGUCUCUUCUCGAAAGAGCCAAACCAAACAGGAGGCGCAGGUUCAGAAGGAUACAAGCAGCGUUAUGGACUCCAGACGCUCCCAACAGAAUGACCUCGUCGAAAAAGUCUUUUGUCGCCUGUGUCUUGAAGGUCCCAUGUCUUCCGACGCCGCCCUCGCAGAUCACAUCAACGAAUUUCAUCUUAGUGCUUACGCUGAGCGCGUCGAACGUGUGAAGAAGCGCGGAUCAUUCGUGGAGACGGUCGACUCCAUGCGGACCUGCUUCCAGUGUUACCGAGUGGUGGAAUCCUUCAUUGCGCUUCAGGUGAGCCUCGCGAACCGCGACCGCGAGUCGCAAAUUAUCGAGGCUGUGAAGGAGGCGUCGGAGAAGUCGGACCAACAUGUGCGACACUACCUCGAGGCCCAGGGCUACCUUGCCGAAAUCGACGUCGUCCAGCUGCUUCCUCCGGUCUCCCUCGACGCCAAGGCCUCCUCCAUCUUCCAGACUGUCCACGCGGGCCUGGCGAUUGCAGUCCACGCCGAGGAGAUCCGUGAGGUGCGGUCAGCCAUUGUGGCAGGGCAUGCGGCCACGCGAAUGCCCGCUUCCUACCUCCUCGAGUGCAUGCGUGCUCACGAGCGUCGACACGUUCAGCAGAUCCGCCAGGAGCACUUCAACAUGCCGAAGUUCAAGGCGAUCGUCGACUCCCGACCUAAUGGCCUGAAGGAACGCCAAAACAAAAAUAAGCUCUUUGUGGCACUGUGCGAAUCCUCUGCCGAGUAUAGGGACUUGGUGCGUAAGAGAAUUGACGAUGAAUGCGAGGUGCUGGACCAGCUUAUUGACAUGGAACUCGAUGUGCCACUGAGGGACUACCGGAAAACGAUACGCGGUAAAGCCGAGCGAGCUAAAAAUCUCGAAGACGACGAGGAAUUGCAAAGUGCUGCUGCUACUGUGCGCAUGUUUGAGUUAUUCAGAGAGAUCGGUGAAAGACUUGCUCGCGUACAAGAAGCAACCAGUGAAUAG
Molecule: messenger RNA, 6033 nt
Organism: Mesocestoides corti
Lineage: Eukaryota; Metazoa; Platyhelminthes; Cestoda; Cyclophyllidea; Mesocestoididae
Source: the annotation of a GenBank genome assembly